AGCGUUACAAGUCUUCUCUGCGGUGUGUGAUAGUGUUGCCCGUCAGCCCAUCCAGGACCUGAUCAGAACGCCUUGCAAUCGUUGUUCUUCUGACCCCUUGUCUCCCAUGUUGAGGUGUCUGCUCCCGUUGCUCCAGCCUCCAGGCUUGCUUGCCUGGCCUCCCGUUGCAGGCUGGGUGAAGGGGAGAGGUGUCGCUAUCGCCUGCCGGGACACUCCAGCUGUCCGCCCGCGGAAGACGGAGACCCAGUGGGCAUUGCGGGGAGGGGUCUCUGAUCUUGCCCCAUUUCCAUUGGGGGCGCCCAAAUCAGGCUGCAUCUCAGUGCACAAAUUUUCUGGCCCGCCCAGUCUUGGGGGGAAAUCAGUGCUGAGUGCUGGGAGCCCACGCUGCAGCUACAAAUUUCGGUAUCCCCCCGCAUCCCCCAAAAUUCGCCGCGAAUUUUUUCCUCCCCUUCUCUCCGUUCAUUUCCGGCGUCCUCAUCCCCCAAGUACCCCAAGCACACAGCAAGCAGACCACCGCACACCACCCCGACCCCCGGAUUCCACCCACCGCCAACCUUUGCCUUUCAGCAGUUGCGCCCUGAUACGACAGGCACCCACUCAGCAGGAACCGUCCGAGCUUUCUGUUUCCAUUAAAACCCGCACCCGCACCCAAGCUUCCACCUGAGCCCUAACUGCUCCCCUACACCAUCACUACCGCCACCACAACACCGUCCCCAGAGCCCACAAGCAUCACUACCAGUACCAACUAUCAAUCGACCAACCGCCAUCAUGCCGCGCCCCCCCAAGAACAAGGUCGCCGAGAUCGUUAAGCCAGUCAUCGCUGCGCCUGGCCCUGCGAGGGUCAUUGAUGUCGACAAUUUCAUCCGUGUCCGCGAUUCGGUAAGC
Messenger RNA from Neurospora tetraspora, 885 nucleotides. RefSeq lists its product as uncharacterized. The transcript has a single exon. Bases 107 to 664 code for a protein of 185 amino acids. The record is from RefSeq and is a predicted model, not a curated record. NCBI's taxonomy places the organism in Eukaryota, Fungi, Ascomycota, Sordariomycetes, Sordariales, Sordariaceae.